AUGGCGAAGGGUCUGCAGGGCUUCUUGUGGACCAUGCUGCUGCUGUUCUGCGCCAUCCAGGAGCUGGGGUCCUGGGCCAUGCACACGGCGGUGGAGGGCCCUGGCCUGGGGGAGCCCGGGGACCCUGCACUGCUGUCCACCGGGAGAGUGAAGCGUGGCUGGGUCUGGAAUCAGUUCUUUGUGGUGGAGGAGUACACGGGCACGGAGCCGCUGUACGUGGGGAAGAUCCACUCGGACUCAGAUGAGGGAGAUGGCUCCAUCAAGUACACCAUCUCCGGGGAGGGCGCAGGGACCAUCUUCCUCAUCGAUGAGAUCACAGGUGACAUCCACGCCACCGAGCGCCUGGACCGGGAGCAGAAAACUUUCUACACGCUGCGGGCUCAGGCCCGGGACCGGCAGACGGAUCAGCUGCUGGAGCCCGAGUCAGAGUUCAUCAUCAAGGUACAGGACAUCAAUGACAGCGAGCCACGCUUCCUGGAGGGACCCUACAUCGGCAGCGUGGCGGAGCUGUCCCCCAUCGGCACCUCUGUGAUGCAGGUGAUGGCCUCUGAUGCCGACGACCCCACCUAUGGGAGCAGUGCCCGGGUAGUCUACAGUGUGCUAGAGGGAGAGCAGCACUUCACUGUGGACAGUAAAACAGGUGUGAUCCGGACAGCCGUGGCAGACCUGGACCGUGAGACACAGGACCGCUAUGAGGUGGUGAUCCGUGCCACAGACAUGGCAGGACAGCUGGGUGGCCUGUCCGGAUCCACCACAGUCACCAUCGUAGUCACGGAUGUCAACGACAACCCACCACGCUUCCCUCAGAAGAUGUAUCAGUUCAGCAUUGUUGAAACGGCUCCCGUGGGCACUGCCAUCGGGAGGGUGAAGGCAGAGGACUCUGACGUCGGGGAGAACACGGACAUGACAUAUAAAGUGAAGGAUGAGGAAGGGGUGGAGAUGUUCAAAGUCACCACGGACAGCAAUACCCAGGAGGCUGUCAUCACGGUACAGAAGCCUCUUGACUACGAGUCAAAAAAAGUGCACACUGUUGUGGUGGAGGCCCUCAACAAGUUCGUGGACCCACGGUUCGUGGACCUGGGCACCUUCCGGGACCAGACCAUCGUGCGGGUCUCAGUGCUGGACGUCGAUGAGCCCCCUGAAUUCCGGCCCCCCUCCAACCUGAUGGAGGUCCAGGAAGAUGCACAUGUUGGAUCUGUUGUGGGAGUGGUCACUGCCCUGGACCCGGACACAGCAAACCACCCUGUCCGGUACGCCAUCGACCGCAGCACGGAUGCUGAGAGGAUCUUUGACAUCGAUGCCAAAACAGGAGCUAUUGUGACAGGAAAGGUCCUGGACCGGGAGACAGCAGGGUGGCACAACAUCACUGUCCUGGCAAUGGAAGCAGAUAAUCACUCCCAGGUGUCGAGGGCCUCUCUCCGUAUCCGAAUCCUGGACGUCAAUGACAAUCCACCUGAGCUUGCCACCCCCUAUGAAGCUGCCGUGUGUGAGGAUGCAAAGCCAGGCCAGCUGAUCCAGACAAUCAGCGUUGUGGACCGGGAUGAGCCUCAGAGUGGCCACCGUUUCUACUUCACACUGGCGCCUGAAGCCACCAACAACCACCAUUUCUCUUUGCUGGAUAUCCAGGACAACACGGCAGCAGUGCACACACAGAGAGUGGGCUUCAAUCGCCAGGAGCAGGAUGUGUACCUGCUCCCCAUUCUGGUGGUGGACAGCGGCCCCCCAGCCCUGAGCAGCACAGGGACUCUGACCAUCCGUGUCUGUGGCUGUGAUAGCAACGGGGCCAUCCAGUCCUGCAACAGCACAGCCUACGUCGUGUCAGCCACGCUGAGCCCCGGCGCCCUCAUCGCGCUGCUGGUCUGUGUCCUCAUUCUGGUUGUGCUGGUCCUUCUGAUCCUCACACUGAAGCGACACCAUAAAAGCCACCUGACCUCUGAGGAUGACGAGGACAUGAGGGACAAUGUCAUCAAAUACAACGAUGAAGGGGGUGGUGAGCAGGACACAGAGGCCUAUGACAUGUCAGCCCUGCGCAGCCUCUACGACUUCAGUGAGAUCAAAGCUGGGGAUGGAGGUGGGGGGCCAGGAGAGGGAGGCCCAGGCAGAAACCCAGCCUCUGAGCUCCAUGCCCUCCCCCAGUGGGUGCAGAGCCCAGACCUGGACUUCUCUGUGUUCAGAGACUAUAUCUGCAGGAAGGUGGAGCAGGCGGAUGAGGACCUCUCUGUGCCGCCCUAUGACUCAUUCCAGACCUAUGCCUUCGAGGGCUCGGACUCCCCAGUGCCCUCCCUGAGCUCCAUCAACACCUGGUCCAGUGGCUCGGAGCAGGACUUCUCCUACCUGGGGGGCUGGGGGCCACGUUUCCGACAGCUGGCAGCGCUGUACGCGGGGCGCAGGGGCGACGAGGACAGCGAGGAGUCCUAGCUGCCCCUCCGGCCCCGUGGACUCCGGGCACCUCCUGGACUGGGGCUCCAGGCUGUGAGGAGUCACAGGGAAUUGGGAAUCGUGUGCUCCUGGGCUGGAUUCCACGGCUGCACCGCGGGCACGGGGGACUGCUUCUCUGCAGCUGCAUUUGGCUCAGGUGGGCUCCACACCCCCCUGGGGAGGCUGGGGAGCCCAGAAGAGUCACAGGGGUGUCUUCAUCUUCUCAAAGCCAGUCUCCAUUAAAGCACUACCCAUUGACUUAAGAAGGAGAAAAUCUAAUUCAAGAGGGUUUGGAGAGGGUUUCUCCCCCACAAAUUAUCAUUUAAAUAGAUCUGUUUGGUGAUCCCCAUCCAGGAGAGGAAGAGCAAACCGGGAGCCUUUUGUUGUCUAAAUUGUUUUUGUCACUUGAGUCAGAGCAUUUAAAGAGCUUUGAUUUCUUUAAGAGCUUUCCUUGCUGAGGGAAACAAGCUUUUAACUUCUGUUCAGAUUUUCCCCUCCUAAGUUUACCUGUUUUUGAAGUCUUCCUUCUUGCUGCUCCCCGUUGGCCUCUCAGUAGUUCCCAGCUGCGGGUAUGGUGUUGGAGGGAGGAUGCCAGGCUGGGAUCACAUCCUGCACAGAGCAUCUGCACACCUCAAACCAG
Messenger RNA from Cinclus cinclus, 3058 nucleotides. RefSeq names its product cadherin 22 (gene CDH22). The transcript has 11 exons. NCBI's taxonomy places the organism in Eukaryota, Metazoa, Chordata, Aves, Passeriformes, Cinclidae. Gene Ontology annotation, cellular component: plasma membrane; adherens junction; catenin complex. Gene Ontology annotation, biological process: multicellular organism development; homophilic cell-cell adhesion; cell morphogenesis. The record is from RefSeq and is a predicted model, not a curated record. The coding region runs from base 1 to 2418 and encodes 805 amino acids. Gene Ontology annotation, molecular function: cadherin binding; calcium ion binding.